Molecule: messenger RNA, 14898 nt
Organism: Orussus abietinus
Lineage: Eukaryota; Metazoa; Arthropoda; Insecta; Hymenoptera; Orussidae
Gene: HUWE1
Product: E3 ubiquitin-protein ligase HUWE1
Exons: 48
Coding region: 1021-13647 (4208 amino acids)
Biological process (GO): positive regulation of protein catabolic process; proteasome-mediated ubiquitin-dependent protein catabolic process; protein polyubiquitination
Cellular component (GO): nucleus
Molecular function (GO): ubiquitin-protein transferase activity; zinc ion binding; protein binding
Source: RefSeq, a predicted model, not a curated record
ACUCGGACCGCGCGGAGCGGAGCUCAGUCCAGCUUGUGAAUUCGCCUUAAACGAAGUAAAUGACACCGAUAUGGAGUUACGCGUUAUUUCGAGAGGAUUCAUUUGCGACACCCAUGGCUAGCCGAGUAAGAUGUCCGACGCAGUCUUGCCACCUCUGGAAGGACCGUCCCGCGAUUGAGGUGCUGGGCUGCCAGGAUCUUCCGGUGCCGUCUCGCGAGCCGUGAAAAGAAGGAUACGCGCAUCCCAGAGUGUGCCUCCCCGCGUCCCGCGCGUCGCCCGUGUGGGCUGGCAGAGAGAGAAGGAGAGAGCGCGCGCAUGCGCGCGCAGACGGUUCCCGCAUAGGCGCGCUCGCGAGGUCAGCCCUCUCUGAGCGCGUGUGUGUGCGCGACCCGAGUGGCCGCGCAUGUUCCUGUGUGUGUGUACGCGCGACUCGCCAGAGUGCGGAGCGCUCGGCUCGGCUCGGCUCGUUCUCGCGGUGGGACAGUUCUCUGGAUAACGGACCACAGGAGCAGCCGCGCAACGGGCCAGCGUUUUCUAGAAGCGGCGGAUCCGAGCCGUCGCGCUCGACCUCUCGCGAGGAGUCCCUCCUCGGUGUGUUCCACGGCCAAAAUGGCGGCAAUCAGCGGUGCGAGUGGCGCCGAGCGGUAGACGAGGAUCACGCACCGCGCGUGCCGGACACGUUCGCGUUUGUUUUGAUCGCGCCCUGGGCCCUGCACGGACUACCCGAGGCUCAGUGGACCCGCCACGAGGUGCCGUCGUCUCCGAGGCCGUUCCUCGAGCUGACCCGCGUCGCUCGCCGCAGCCGGCCAAGGCUCCCCGAGGACGACCGAGGGUGCCCGACGGGUCGUCCCUAAACCGCCCCUGAACCGCUCGUCGGUCGGCCGCGAUGCCUCAGCCAACCUGCGCCUCGCUGACCUAGGCGACACUCGGCGCCCUGCGAGCGCACCUUGCCGAGCAGCGACCUAGUCGUCGUAUCGCUCCAAACGUUGUUUUACAUCUCCAACACAUUAAUUUGUUACGAUGAAGAUCGACCGAUCAAGUAAAUUAAAAAAGUGUACAUCCGAAGUGCCUGCAGAAUGUCAGGCGCUUAUCAGCAAACUGCGCUCCUGCUCUCAUGCGGAGUUGCUAGAAGAGCUGAAACAAAUAGAUGCAUGGACCUUUGGGAAGUGCGAACUGUUUCACUGGAUCGAUGUCCUCGAUCUCAGCGACAGUAUUUUGGAAGAAGCUGCCACGAGAAGCCCGCACAAUCCAUGGGAACUGGCAUGCGAUCUUCCACAAAACAGAGACGCAAAAGAGCUGUUGCUCUGGGUCCUUCACUUCACGACGCUAUUGAUUGAGCAUUCGUUUUCCCGACACUUGUACAACAGCAUGGAACAUCUGAUUACUUUACUGUCAAGUUGUGACAUGCACGUUGUUCUUGGCGUUUUAAGUCUUUUGUACAUGUUCAGUAAGCGUAGUAAUUUCAUCACACGUUUGAACAGUGAUAAGCGGCAAGCUUUGCUCAGCCGAUUGACUCACUUAGCAGAGAGCUGGGGUGGCAAGGAAAAUGGCUUUGGCCUAGCAGACUGUUGUAAAGAAAAUCCAGAUAAGCCAUUUCCUGCCAGUGCCACAACACUGCACUUUGAGUUCUAUGUUGAAAAUGUAACGACAGAAGCGUCAAACAAUGCUGCUGGAACUUCUAGCACAAGAAAGACGGGUCAGACGAACCUUGUAACUUAUAUACACAUCGAAGGAGUGGAUAAGCUUAAUAAAACCCCUGCUGAGAUUAUGAAUGACUUACUGAAAGUAUAUAAUGUACCCGAGGAUCGACAAAUGGCCCUUCUGACUCACAUAAGACUAGCACACAGUUUCUCCGACUACCGUAGACGACUUCAAUGCGUGCAAGCUCGUCUUCAAGCACUUUCCAUACUUGUAUACAGUAAUGCGUUGCAAGAAAAUGCGCAUAAUCUUUUGCACGCCGGCAUCCUCGAAGAACUGGUAGAACUAUUAGAACUUCCACAUCCGCACCUCGUUGAGAUUCGCGCUGCUGCGCUACGUACCCUCACGAGUAUUAUUCACCUCGAUCGGAAUCCACACCUCCCAAAAAAACCUGGUUCUCGGUUGAACAUGAUUAUUGACGUCACCGGGGCGAGUUCGUACCAUGGGUUCCUUCCCGUUCUCGUACGAACUUGUAUAACAACUUUAACCUCACCUCAACCGGAUGGGCAACCAUUCCCGCUACCCCUUGCAACGGCACUCUUCAGUUUUUUAUAUCACCUAGGCAGCUACGAAGCAGGAGGCGAAGCUCUAGUUAGCUGUGGGAUGAUGGAAAGUCUUUUGAAAGUGAUCAACUGGCCUGGAAGCGAGUUGGAACACAUCACGUUUGUCACACGAGCUGUAAGAGUCAUAGAUUUAAUAACGAAUAUAGAUAUGCAAGGAUUUCAAGCACACGGAGGCUUGAAUAGUUUCAUAAAUAGGCUGGACAUGGAAGUGAACGUCUGCAAAAAGGAGCAACCUUACGAGAUAGAGCCUAGACAGCUCGCACAACAGGACGUUCCGUUGCCUGGGCGAUACAACAAACCCUCGGAUGUCGACGACGAUUCAGGUUCAUCGAAACGCUCUAACGAAGCCUUUGAUGAACGAGAAGAGUCCUCGAAUCCCAUGGAGCUCUCUGAAGACGAGAAUAUGAGCUCGAAGGCGGACCAACUGCCUGAGUAUUCCGCAGCGAAAACGGGAAAGACUUGCUUGCCCCAGCGAGCUGCGUUGCUGAAAUCUAUGCUGAAUUUCUUAAAGAAGGCUAUACAGGAUCCGACAUUUGCGGAUACUAUACGACACGUCAUGGAGGGCACGCUGCCGUCUUCUUUGAAGCAUAUCAUCAGCAACACGAAGUACUACGGGCCGUCUCUCUUCCUUCUCGCUACCGACGUCGUCACGGUCUACGUUUUCCAAGAGCCCUCCUUACUGUCAUCGCUUCAGGAUAAUGGGCUAACCGAUGUCGUGUUACAUGCUCUGCUCAUUAAAGAUAUUCCUGCCACUAGAGAAGUAAUAGGAUCCUUGCCCAAUGUGUUCAGUGCGCUGUGUCUAAACCAACGUGGUUUGGAAUCUUUUUCUAAGUGCCGUCCUUUCGCGCGCCUCUUCAAGGUCCUCCUGUCACCUGCCUAUCUGUCAGCUAUGCGUAGGCGCCGUAGUGCCGACCCGGCCGGUGACACAGCCUCGAAUCUAGGAAAUUCUAUGGACGAGUUGAUGAGGCACCAACCUAGCCUGAAAGUCGACGCGAUCGUAGCUCUUGUAAAGCUCCUAGAAGAGCUCUGUGUACUGGGCUGCGAUCCUCGAUACGUGUGCUGGAGAGCCGCCAAUAAAUCCGAGAAUUCACCUUCGAGUUCGAGUUCUAGCAGUCGCCAAUCCUCCGGCCAAUCCGUGGGUGUAGGUGUCGGAGAUACCGGAGGCGGAGGAGGUGGCGGGGGCGGAAGUAGCAGCGACGAGGAGGAAGAGGACGAAGAGGAAACCAGCACAAGCUCCCACCCUCAGCGCGAGGAACAACCUUCUCCUUCCCCGGCCCAACCAGGUCCUCCACCGCAACCUAGGGAGAAAACGCCGAUUGCAUUGAUCGACUACAUUCAUAACGUCAUGAAAUUCGUGGACGCGAUAUUAAGCAACAACUCGACGGACGACCAUUGCAGAGAAUUUGUCGCACAGAAGGGACUGGUACCUCUGCUGUCGAUCUUGGGAUUGCCGAACUUGCCGGUUGAUUACCCUGUCGCCCAGGCUGCGCAAGCGGUCGCCUCGGUGUGCAAGAGCAUCCUGAAUCUCGCUCACGAACCUUUAGUCUUGAAGACCGGAUUGUCCCAGCUGAACGAAGUUCUCAAUUUGCUGAAGCCGCUUCACAGUCACGUAGACUCUCCAGGUGGCUCGGUUUUGUUACACGAGCUUGCUUCUGCACCGAACCUUGAAACCGCUUUCACCAGCGAUACGGCAACUCCUUUGUUGCACGCCAUGAACGCUGCACACGGUUACGUGGUAAUGUUUGUCCACGUUUGCCGUACCAGCCAGAGCGAGAUUCGAAAUCUCUCCAUGAACCACUGGGGAUCCGAAUUGGGUCUCACGGUUCUAAAAGGCUUGUCCGAAUUGUACAUGUCUCUUGUUUGGGAAAGCACGCUUUUAUUAGCCCUCUGCAGCGAUGACAUCAUACCUGCUGGCUGCGACUUUGGUAAAGAAGAUAUGGACAAGUUGGUGCCUCCAGAGCUGCGGACUGAUGGAGAGUCCUCUUCCUGGUCCGGUGCUACUUCCUCGGACAUGGGCAGCAACGGCAUGACGACAGCUAUGGAAGCGCUCAGCACCGAUCCUCCUCCUGUAUCAAUGGAGUCAUCCUUACAGGUGGACGACAAACCGAGUACGAGUACUGGAAGGAUAUCCCCCAGUGCGCACCAACUGAAGUAUAUCAAACCUCUUCUUGGGGCCUCAUCCAGACUCGGGAGGGCAUUGGCGGAGUUGUUUGGUCUACUUGUUAAGCUAUGUAUGGGAUCUCCCAUAAGGCAGAGACGCGGGCACCAACUUCAUGCUCCACCAACUCUUCCGUCACAAGCUGCUCGUAGUGUGGCAACUGCGCUUAAUUGUUUGUUAACGCGUGGCUUAUCCUGGGAUAAACUUCCACCAUCACCAAUUCCUAAAUUCAAGCUCACAUUUUUAAUCUGCUCCGUGGGCUUCACCUCGCCCAUGCUCUUCGAUGAAAAACGACAUCCGUAUCAUUUAAUGCUGGAGAAAUUCGUUAAGCUAGGAGGUCAAAAUGCAUUCUUUGCGACGUUCCGAUGGGCAUUGUCCGGAGGGGGUCAAUUUCCUCUAUCGGAGGGGUUAGAGCAUCCAAAUUUGCCUGAUGGAACGGGUGAAUUUUUGGACGCUUGGUUGAUGCUCCUUGAAAAAAUGGUAAAUCCCAAAGCUAUCUUAGACUCACCGCACGUGGUGCCUUCCAAGUGUAUUGGCAUAUGCAAAGUGUAUGAAAUCUUCGACCCCAUAAAAUAUCUCACCGAUAUACAUAAGAAAGCGUUCGAGGCUGUGAUGCUCAUGUGGGGAAAGAAACCGCUGAAGAACUACGGUGCACGCAUGACGGAGUCCAUUCUCUCGAUUUUACGACACAUCCUGCGUGGCGAAAAGAUCAUUAAAGAACGUUUGGAGAAAGAGGAGAGUACAGAAACAGCAGCUGGAGGAAGUGGAACCACUGCGGUAGCUCGAAGCGGAACGAGCACGGAACGUAGAGAAGAUCUGGAAGUUGACGUGAAUCCCGAACAUCUUCGACAGCUGAUGGACAUGGGCUUCAGUAGGGCGCAUUGCGUAGAAGCUUUAAUGCACACACUCACGGUUGAACAAGCUACCGAUUACCUGCUUAAUAAUCCAGCUACGUCACGUCGCUCGGACGCACCUGCAGUUGACAUCAGUGUUCAGGGUCUGUUGAUGGACCUAGAAUGGGGUGACGAUGACCAAAUAAUGCAUGCCAUCGUGAUGUCACUCGGUGACACCGAGGCGCGUAAAUUUGCUGGUCCGGAGGAACCUACGAGGGAAAUUACCACUACUAAAAGCAUAGACGAAUUCACGUACAGCGCUUUUAAGCAGUGCCUAAAUCUCUUGGAUCUCAUGCCAGAUACGGUGUAUCGGAUUUGUGAUCUGCUCGUCACUAUUACCAAGAGGAAUGGCGACGAGUGGCGUGACACCAUGCUGCGGCUAUUGAUACGAGAGAUCGGAAGUUUAGUGGACUAUCUGAUCGGCAUAGCCAAAAGCGAGGAUGAAAAUGCCGGCGUCCGAUUGGUGGAAUGCGAAGAAGCCAGCAAAGUCGCUGGACGCAUCUACCUCUACACGCUAUUUUUCGAGGGGACGUUCCAGGAGAUGCGAGUACCUUGUGCCCAGAUCGUCGAAGAGUACGCGAUUUUGGACAAGCUCGUACGCUUGCUGGUCGUCAGCGAAGGACCCCUCACGGAAAACAAAAACAAAACAGCCAAGGACGUCAAGGAGAACCCUACAGCCACCAAAACUCCAAAAUGGUUGGCCCCGCUCUUGUUACUCAUCGACCGCCUGGAGAAGGUGGCAGUACUUACGCAAAGAAAACAAUUAAUGCACAAAGCUACGAAUCGAGUGUGGAAAUGGUUCGACUUGAGUACCGGUAAAUGGACCCCUUACUCUGUGCCCAACAAUCGACUCAUCAAUGAUGCUUACUGGGCAGGAGAGCCGAGUGUUCGGAUAAUGUGCAGCAGAAGACGGUACUCGGUCACUUUCUCCUGUAUGACUCAAGUCAACGAGGACAGCGACAACAGAAGGCCCAUCACCAUGGGAUUUAAGUCCAGUUCCAAUGGCAGCGAGGACGGAGGUUCUGGGUCCGAUUCCAACAUGGACACCGAAGACAGUCCCACGGAAGAUAAGCGAAAUACUGUGAUACAGGGAUUGGAUCCCAGUAUAGCUCCCAGUAUUAUCAGGGCGUGCGUCAAGCUUCUGGCUAUUCCUGUUGAUCGGGACGCCUUGCACGCACUUAUGAAGGUAUGCUUAAGGUUGACCCGUGAUUACAAGAACGCCGAAGUUUUCGCAAGGGAAGGCGGCGUUCGGUUAUUACUGGACAUGACUCAAGCGAGCAGCUUCAUCGGUUUCAUCAGUCUGAGUACCUUGCUAAUUCGGCACACCCUCGAGGAGCCUCGCACCCUUCGGCUUGCCAUGGAAAAAGUCGUUCGAACGCGGACGCAGAGUAAUAUCCCUCCGGCGUAUAAAGAAAUCCUCUUUAUGACGAGACAAAUAAGCAGCGCCGUCUGCCGGAACCCAGAGGUCUACAGGGAAGUAUGCGAAAACAUUCUCCGAGUAGACAUCGGUGUACUGAAACGCGACGAUGUAGAUAACCGACUAGUCGUGAAGGCUCUGCCACCGAAUCACUCCUCGGCACUUCCGAUGCUGGAGGAGGUAUCGAUCGGCGUGGUUCACGAUCUGCUGAACGCGCUGAUAAAACCGAUGCCCGUGAUACCGGAGGGAAGCUCGACGACACCAACGGGCAGUCCCGAGAAGAAAACCACGCAUCCUACCAUCCCAGCAAACAACGUUUCCAUGUCCUCGACCCCGAGGGGACGCGAGGUUAUCAGAAGCAAUGCCACCACGUCCAACGAGCAACUAGACGACGAUGAUCAAGUCUCCCAGAUUAUACCACUCAAGAUGUACACCGACGUUGGCAACAAGGUGGAGCCUGAAGAGGCGAAGAAACCCCUUUUGCCGAAGUCAGCUAUUCUGAAGAUGCUGGCAGAGGCGGUGCGCUCUUACGGUGCCGUUGCCAAUUUAAUUACGGAGUGCACUUAUCGCGCUGGCCAGAGCGAAAUGAUCACCGAGGACACCACGGCCUUGACUUUCCUUUUGGACAGACUUCUGCCGAUUUUGCCGGAGAACGCGAGCGACCGACAGUGUAGCAGCAUGGCUAGGAUGUUGAUCGCAGCUAUAGCCUCCUGUAAUCAUUCUCCAGACGCCCAGGCUACCUUGGUGACCGAGGUCAAGGCUGCUCUCACGAGGACGCUAGCUCUUCCAGAAUCCGCCGAAAAGCACGCCCAGCUGCAGCUGCUCAUUGGGCUGAUCUCCACGAUGAUAGACAGCUGCCCGCCGACCUCACACACUCAGAUCAGGGCCUCGGUGAAGGUGCACCAGUUCAACAACGUCAACUACAUAGUCAGGAUAAUGCUGAGGAAGGGCAUCAUCACCGACUUGGCCAAGAUCCCGCACAGCCUCGACCUAUCCAGUCCACACAUGGUCGGGACGGUCAAUGCGGCUUUAAAGCCCUUGGAAACUCUCUCUAGGAUCAUCAACCAACCGAUGCCGGGUGCGGUGAACAAUAAAUUCGCCAAGCCGAAGAGCAGGACCGUUCAAGAGGAGCCAAUUGGGGAACAGACCGGGACGACCACUUCGGAGGCGACUCAUGCGGUUGGAGAAGAGACCAACGAGGAUGCCGAGAACACGGAACACGACAUCUCGGUGAACGCCGAAAGUCUGGAGCCGAACUCCGAGAGUCACGUCCACGAAGAGGGCGACGAGGCUGCUCUCGAUGACAUCAUGGAUCAGCUUCUUGAGAGUGCACUCUUUUCUAGGGACCGCUCGACCGUGGCAGAGGAACAGUCUUCUCGUCCACACAGGCCAAUGGACAUUGACGACGAGAGCCUUGCUUUGCGCGAUGCGGAGGGAGAUUUUGACCCAGCUCGGGACACCACAGUAAGAGAGGACUUGAUGAGCUCGGAGUCGGAUUCCGACAGCAACCCGUCCGAUGACAACGAGGACGAAGUGCAGGAUGACGAGGAUGAAGAGGAAGAGGAAGAAGACGACGGGGAGGAAAAUGAGGAGGAGGAAGAGGAAGAGGAAGGCUCCUCAAAUUACGAGGAAGAUGGAAUAGACCUCUAUGAAGAUGUAGAGGAAGGUGUCUAUAGAAUGCUUCCUUCCAACGACCGUGAAGGUGGUAAUGUCGUCAUGAUACAUCACAACCUUGACAACCAGGAUAAUGCAGCUUCCACUCCUGCAUCCACUGGGCCUAUUGUUCCUUGGAUCACCAGUUUUCCUCUGCCUCUCAGUCUUAUCGAAGACUCGACCGCGGUCUCUGAAAAUAAUGCUAUAAGCAUGCACCCGUUGCUAAUGACGAGGAACAACAUAGACGCUAGCUCUUUGUCCUUCUCUAGAGGCCAGCGUGCUCUUCGACAACGCAGAUACCAGUACCUCCAACUGUCCAAUUCACGUAAUCCAAAUCCGCCGAUUAUUUUACAAAGACUUCUAGGCCCAGCUGCACAAACGCUGCCUUUAUCUGCGAGCCAGGUUCUUGCUUCCAGUUUUAGGGACACUCGUGUGUUUCUAAUGGACAAUGGUCAUGGAAUUUUUACGAACCAGGAAGAGGAACAGAUUGAUUUUGUCGAUCAGUCUGGAUACUUGUUCGGGCCCAGCCUUGCAGCUACCUUGAACAACAUCCCAACUGCUCUGCACUGGUGGAUCGAGGAAAGUAAAUUACUGGAUGGAGAUUCACAGCCAGACUGCUGCGUCAGUGUGGUUCAUAAGCUGAUACCAGGACUCGAGAAGCACAGAAACGCGGAACUUGCCGAAAGGAAAGAGAAACGUAAGAAGCAACAUGGGACCGAGAAAGAAUCCGAUAAGGACACGAAGGAGACGAAAGAGCAUACCAACGGUACAGAGGCGGUGACUCCCGCCGUGGUCCCCGUUGAAGAGCAAAGACUCCCGGUAUCCACUUCGGAAAGGAUAUUGGCGGCAUUAUUCCCUUCCACGGAAGCUAGGGUAGAAACGGUGAGAAACAGAAUAGAACCAACUACAGACGAGGAUAUAAUAGAUGUAACUGGAGAAAUGGAAGUUACGGUACAGGACUUUGAGGAACGUCCUCCACCGCCACCACCAGAGGAUCAACAUAACGAAGCGAGAGAUCUUCGUCGAAUGACUCGUUGUGCGAUUCCAGAACUCGCAGAGAGCAUCGUAGAUUCCGUCCUUGGGCCUAAUGAAUCGAUCCUUGCCGGGAAUAACAGACGAUCUACUCUAUCUAUUAUACGCUCAGACGGGGUACGCCAUAUCUCCCCAGAAGAGGAUUCAGAUUUAUCAAGGAUUGCGGAAAAUCGAGCGAAUCCAGCGGAUUGGCUAAGACGACUGAUUUCUGAGGAGAUUCGGGUCGACGCGGAACGAAAUUCCAGUUUCUUGCAUCGAGACCCAAGCUCUUCGUCAUCAGAGAGUAACAACCAAGAACCUUUGGAACAACCACAGCAGCCUCAACAGCAACAGCAGCCGCCGGUGCAGCAGCAACAACAACCAGAGCCACAGCAACAGCAACAACCGCCACAACCACCACCGCUGCCUGAACAACCGCAGCAAUCUCAGGAACAACAAUUGCCAGAUGGAGUUGAUCCUUCUUUCCUGGCAGCAUUGCCAGAAGAAAUGCGCGAUGAGGUGAUCGCUGAGCAGCUGAGGCUCCAAAGGAUCAGGCAGAGAGCACAGGCAACGGUGGUAGAAGAACCUACAGGACCGGUGGAGGUGAACCCUGAAUUUUUGGCGGCUCUACCUCCAUCCAUUCAAGAAGAAGUUCUCGCUCAACAACGGCUGGAACAGCAAAGACAUGCAGCUGCUUCGGCAAACCCUGAAGAUCCCGUAGAUGCGGCGGCGUUCUUCCAAAACCUUCAACCUUCGCUUCGACAAGCGAUAUUGACCGAUAUGGAGGAGUCACAGAUAUCCGUCUUACCUCCUGACUUGGCUCAGGAAGCUCAGCUGUUGAGAAGAGAAUGGGAGGCUCGAAAUCGGCACAUGAUACAGGAAAGGUUCCUUAGUCAUGUCAGUCAGAGCAAUACCGCCUUGUCGAGCAUACUGAGAAAUUCUGGAAGAGGAUCGCGAACUUCUUCGGGACGAGCCCCUUGUACUCGUUACGCCAUUCAAACGGUUCCUCAGAGAGGUCAGUGGAACUCGUGGAAUACCCGAAGUGAAAACGGCAUAGCUCAUCAGGGUGCCGGUCUGAGACUGAGGGGAAGGCAAUUGCUCGAUCACGAGUCGAUGGCUUGUCUGUUGGUUCUACUCUUUGUCGACGAGCCGAAGAUUAAUACAGUAAGGCUUCACCGAGUCAUUAGAAAUCUUUGCUACCAUGGCAGCACCAGGGAAUGGGUGGUCAAAGCUCUGUUGAACAUCAUGGAGAGGAGUAACGACGAAAACAAGGAGAUCGUCAUGGAUUAUACAGGAAAGUUUAAGAAGAAAGGGUCGCACUCUGCCAUUGACUACUGUUCACCGAAAGUAUUCGAAACCCGAAACAACCUGCAGUCGUGGCUGAAUAUCAGCAUAGACGCCGCCUUAGGUUGCAGAGCGAACGUAUUUCACAUCCUGCGAUACGGUGGCAAGAAAUCGGAAAGACAAGGUCCAGUCAUUGCCAUCCAUCCCCAAGCUGCUCCGGCAGUCUGCAGGCAUACCCUGGAACUAUUGAUAUCCUUAGCGAAGAGUUUCCCCGGAUACUUCGUACCUGUAAAGUCGAAGGACGUCGAGGACAGAGAAAAGGAUAAAGACACGAGUUCCGGCAAGGAAGAAGCCGGGGCGAAGUCGAAGUCUGCCUCGAAGACGGGGAAGAGCGACGUGCCCGACUUCUGGGACAUGUUGCUGAGGCUUGACUCCUGUGCCUCGAAGAAAGGGAAAUUCGUAGCAAGGACACAUUCUAGCUCAAAUUUGGGCAGCGAACCUGAACAGAGCGUCACGUCUUUCGAGGCAUCGGCCUUUGGUCAGCUCAUUUCCAUGUUGAACUGGUCCGUGAUCAAACGGAGCAGCCAGCUAACCGACAAGCUCUUGAGACUACUCUCUCUCGUCUCAAUUGGCUUGACCGAGGUGAAUCCUUACCGUCGACAAGAGGGCAACAAGUCCAAAAAGAUCGAGUCGACCAAGGAGCAGAGCGUCACUGCUCCGGAAGGUCAUCUUAGGCUCGCCGUGCAAGUACUUACCAGCAAAAGCUGUUCCGAGGAGGGCCUCGAGGAUGCGACUGCACUCCUUCUCAAUCUCUCCCAUUGUCCUGACUCUACGAGGCAAUUGAUAUUAAAGAUUCUUCUCGAGGGAGCGAUGGAACUGGCGAAUAUGGUUUGCGAACACAUAAAGGAUUUGAUGAUGGAACUAAAGGUACUGAAUCGUGAGCUCAACCGAAGGAACUCCAUCGAAGAGCAACCUUCCACAAGCUCAGGUGGAUCUGGACGUGGAAUUCUUUUGGACAGGUUUACUAAUGAAAGCGUUGUUGUAACGGCUCCGAGCAAGGUUAAGGCUGGAAGCGAUUUGCAACUCCCCUCCAUGGGCGCGUUGGUAAUCAAGACCUCCAGUCAAGCAUUCUUCCUCAGGAUACUCAAAGUCAUAGUACAGAUUAGAGAAGCCGUGCGCAUUGCAAACAAGAAGAAGACAGAAACGAGUCAUACUACCGAAACCGCCAUGGACACCGGGAACGCGAGUCAACCUCAAAGUUCAGGGGGCGAUAAUAACGAGUCUGACACCGUGGCAAUGGAUACCACCCAAGCGAAUGCAUCCAAUUCGAACAAUGCCAAGACAGCCGAGUCUCGUGCUGAUGAAGAUACAACCACGUUACCUUUGCUGAGCGAGAGUUUAGUAUUGGACAACUUGUGGGAGACCCUCAGCGCUUGUCUGCUCGAAUUGGAACACACUUCCGAUCAUCACGCCGUCCUAGUCUUACAGCCUGCCGUUGAAGCCUUCUUCCUGGUGCACUCGUCAUCCAGUACGACGAAAGAACGCAGCGAGACCAACACGGAAUCUCGCGACGUACUUCCGGACUUGGCGCCGGUUUCUCCGAUAUACUCCGACCAUGAAGGCACAUCUCAAGCCGAACCAACAGUGAACACCUCAUGGGACAUCGGUCAUGCGCCUCAAAGGACUCUGCCGCCUGAUCAACUUAAGUUCCUCAAGUUUGCUGAAACGCAUAGAACUGUGCUCAAUCAAAUUCUUCGGCAAACCACCAUGCACUUGGCGGAUGGGCCAUUUUCAGUGCUGGUCGAUCACACCAGGGUUCUCGACUUCGACGUCAAGAGAAGGUAUUUCAGAACGGAACUAGAACGAAUGGACGAGGGGAUUCGAAGAGAGGAGUUGGCUGUACACGUGCGCAGAAGCCACGUGUUCGAGGACUCCUUCAGGGAACUCCACCGAAGGAACGCGGACGAAUGGAAGAACCGAUUCUACAUAGUGUUCGAAGGCGAGGAAGGUCAAGACGCUGGAGGUCUCUUGAGGGAAUGGUAUGUCAUCAUCUCGAGGGAGAUCUUCAAUCCCAUGUACGCACUUUUCACGGUCAGUCCUGGCGAUCGCGUCACGUACAUGAUCAAUUCGUCCUCGCAUUGCAACCCCAACCACUUGUGUUACUACAAAUUCGUGGGGCGAGUCAUUGCCAAAGCAAUCUACGACAACAAACUGCUGGAGUGCUACUUCACGCGAAGCUUUUACAAGCACAUACUAGGAAUCCUCGUUAAGCACACCGACAUGGAGAGUGAAGAUUACAGUUUCUACAAAGGCCUCGUGUACCUCACUGAGCACAACAUUUCGGAACUCGGAUACGAACUCACAUUUUCUGCGGAGGUUAACGAGUUUGGUGUCAACGACGUGCGAGACCUAAUAUCAAACGGUCGCAAUAUUGUCGUCACCGAAGAGACCAAGCUCGAGUACAUCAGGCUGGUAUGUCAGAUGAAGAUGACAGGAGCUAUUCGCAAGCAGCUGAACGCGUUCCUCGAGGGCUUCUACGACAUCAUUCCCAAACGAUUGAUCUCCAUCUUCAAUGAGCAAGAACUCGAGCUGCUGAUCAGCGGACUGCCCAACGUCGACAUCGAGGACCUCAAGACCAACACGGAAUACCACAAGUACAGCCCGACGUCGUUGCAGAUCCAAUGGUUCUGGCGUGCCCUACGAGGCUUCGACCAGGCGGACAGGGCGAAGUUCUUGCAGUUCGUGACGGGUACAUCGAAGGUCCCUCUUCAAGGAUUCGGUGCGCUGGAAGGAAUGAACGGCGUGCAGAAGUUCCAAAUCCACCGGGACGACAGGUCGACCGACCGACUGCCUUCAGCCCACACCUGCUUUAACCAACUGGACCUGCCAGUUUACGAGACGUACGACAAGUUGCGCAGUAAUUUGCUGAAGGCGAUACACGAGUGCAGCGAGGGAUUCGGAUUCGCCUAAGCCCCGUGGUCCAGGGGCAGCUCGGUCGUGCAAAUCGCAAACGGACACCGUGGUUGACAUAAUCCGGUCGUUUUCCUCGAGCCCGGCGACUCGUGAGUACGGCGGCAUCUCCCUGACUGUCGAGGUCCUCCGCGUGUCACGGCAAUUCGCUCCGAAGGACACGGAGAGAGGAGGCUGCAGAGCAAGGAAACCCGCGGGAGAGAUGCGCGACUCGUUGCAUGCUCGGUCCUCGCCUCGCCUCGCUUCUAGAGGGUCAGAGAGAGAUAGAGAGAACGAAGGAUGAAGAGAGAAAUCGAGAGAGAGAGACAGAGAGAGAAAGAGAGACACUUUAAUAUCCAUAAGCUACUGAAUCAAUAUAUACAUAUAAAUACACGCGCAUAUGUAUAUACAUAUAUCUCUAAGUAUGGUGUAAUUACUAAAGAUAACUUUCGAAUGCUACCCAACGUUAGAGUUUAUUUUGUUGAGAGACCGAGCGAGCAAGGGAGAGAGAAAGAGAGAGAGAGAGAGAGGAGAUAUCUCGAAGUGGGUGACCGAGCUUAACGAUAAUUCCCAACAAGGCGCGGAGGAUGUGAAAACGAGCGAAGUGAGGAGGCAGUUAAUGAAAGCUAAACGCGUAAGGUUACGGAUACAUUUCAUAUGUAAGUGUACUCUAGAUACGAUUUUUAGUAUGUUUAAGGGAUACGUAAAGCGGCAGCGAAUAGACCGGAAGAGGCGGAGAGAGAGGGAGAGCGAAAAACGGGAAGGGAAAUUGUAAUAUACAUCACUUCAGACUGGUCAGCUAGAAGUUGCGACCGGUCCGAUAAUUAAUAGCGUCGCGGGAAUGCCCGUGGAUUUCACACGAGAGAAAGAGAGAGCGAGAGAGAGAGAAAGGAGUUAACGGCGGAGAGAGAUACGAAGCGACAGAGAGAACGCGUGUGCCUGUGUGCGUGUCUGUCCGAUUUGCGUGAAAGCGCGAGUGUGACGCGAGGCAGAGACGGGGAAGACGUAGAAAUCUAGAGCGAGAUACAGUGAAAUGAGCCUAAUUAAAUCGAUCGCUAUGCAAACGGUGUUACCUUGUCCCUCCUCUUUCCUUCCCUCGAGAGAUGUGUAUGGUUGUAUACUAUUACGAAUAAUUUUAACUAAUUUUUAAUUGCUAGCGGUGAUCCUUAAUUAUUAUCAUUUUAAUAUUAAUCAUUCGAAAUGUGAUGUUAAAGACGUGUAAUUUCUUUGCCCUCUUGAAGUCUAACUAAAUAAAGUUUACAGUUGAACCGA